Molecule: messenger RNA, 2258 nt
Organism: Setaria italica (foxtail millet)
Lineage: Eukaryota; Viridiplantae; Streptophyta; Magnoliopsida; Poales; Poaceae
Product: E3 ubiquitin protein ligase DRIP2
Exons: 7
Coding region: 241-1695 (484 amino acids)
Molecular function (GO): ubiquitin-protein transferase activity
Source: RefSeq, a predicted model, not a curated record
UUGCCUUUCGUCCUUCGGCUUCUCGUCCCUCGAUAAGCACGUAAAUAAAUUUCAUUUUUUUCCCCUUCAUCCUCUCUGCUUCAACUCCCGUCUCCGCCUCCACCUCGGCGUCGUCGUCCUCCCCUUCGAUCUCUCCUCCCAUUUCCACGCGGAGGAGAGGCGUCGGCGCAAUAAAGGCGGCGCCUUUGCUCUUGCCCCUCCCCGGCAUGCGGAGCUAGCCUCGCGGCUGUGGCCCACGCCAUGCAGACUACCGGGCCCGCAUCGCCGGAGCAGCCGCCGGCCGUGGAGCCGGCCAAGGCCGAGGUGAAGGUGGAGAAGGGGGCGGGGGUGAAGGAUGAGGAGGUGGUGAAAGCGGAUGGCGCGGGUGAGGAGGGGGAGCAGGAGGAGGAGAAGGGAGGGAGGGGAGGCGGGCGGCAGCGGCGCCGGCGCGGCGGCGCGUCGGGUGACGGCGCCGUGGUGAUGGUGAAGCGGGAGCUGCUCGCGCGCUGCAUGACGUGCCAGCUCUGCCGCCGCCUGCUCCGCGACGCCACCACCAUCUCCGAGUGCCUCCACACCUUUUGUAGAAAGUGUAUCUAUAAGAAGCUAAAUGAUGAGGAUCUAGAUCAUUGCCCAGUAUGCAAAAUUGAUCUGGGCUGCACUCCAGUUGAGAAGCUGAGACCUGAUCACAAUAUACAAGAUGUGAGGUCAAAAGUUUUUCCAUUCAAAAGAAAGAAGGUUAAUGCCGAAGAAGCUGAAUCUCCCAUUACGCUACCUGUUAAAAGGAAAGAGAGGUCUAUCUCCUCGUUGGUGGUCAAUACACCUAGAAUAACACCAGCGGGUUCAACUGGGCGGCGAACAAGAGCGGUUACCAGGAAGGCUGCUGCAUUACGUGGCCUUGGUCCUAUCAUUGCGGACCCUUUGAAAAAGGAUAAGGAUAACUCAAAUAAGCAAACUGAUAAUUCAAGCUUGCUAGAUAGUUUGAGCAAAGUGCCCCAAACAAGAAGACAGGUAUUGUCAAAUGGGGAUACAUCAAGUCAUCCCUCUGGUAAAGAUAAAGCAAGUGAUAAUAAGGACCUGGAUAAGGCAGAGCUCUGGAAACCUUUGAACUGUCUUGUAGAGGCUGCAAGCAAAACAAAGCCUCGAACAAGUGCACAGAGUUCAGCUUUUAAGGGAGAUAAGCCCAGUGAAUCUCCCAGUACUGAACAAUCUAGCAGAGCAAAGGCUAGGGAGCCUCCUCAGAAGUCCAAAGUUGAAGAUGACAAGAAGGAUGAUCCUGAGCCAAUAGUCCUGCUUAGAAAGAAAGGGCCUGGCCGGAAGAAGAAACACCCCCUACCUUCAGCAAAUGCUGCUUCCAGUGCUGCAGCUAUCCAGAAGGGGAAGAAAUUCAUCCCAAUAUGGUUUUCAUUAAUUGCCUCAUUUGACCAGAAAGGCGACCCUCCCUUGCCUCAGAUACCUGCACAUUAUUUGAGAAUAAAGGAUGGAAGCAUACCUGCAUCAUCCAUCCAAAAGUACAUUAUGCAGAAGCUCAGUCUUCCAAGCGAAUCUGAGGUUGAAAUAAGCUGCUGUGGGCAGUCAGUGAACCCUGCUCAACCUGUGCGCAACUUGGUGGAGCGGUGGCUGAGGGUUGGCCCGGUGCGCCCUCUGCAAACGGUGAUAGGCUCCUCUGGGGGAGAUUAUGUGAUGGUGAUAAGCUACGGGCGGCCAAAGUCUGCAUAAUCGUAGAUCGUACCGUGGUCGACCUGCUGAUCUCCUAUAGUUUGAACAAGGUUCUCCUGGGAAGAGGCAACCAAAGAUCAAGGGUUUGAGCGUCAACAUAUAUACUCAUCAAUACCUGCACUCUGCAGACAGCCCUCACUGUUGUAUUCAUCCUCUCGCUGAUGCUGCUAGAUGAUGUCCUGUUCUAAGAAUUUGUUUGUUCUUUUGUUGUUAUUAUUAUACAGAUGUGAUUAAAGUCGUUAUGCUUUAGAGUUCGUUAUGUAGGCUGUGAGAAAUGACUUUUAGGUUGGGUAAACAGAGCUCAGAUCGUUAACCUGCACUUGGAAGCUGGGAGCGAUGGAUGAAUGGCUACAUGGACUGUAGCUUCUUCAGUUUUCUCUCCUUUUUACUUUUUUUUUCCUUAAAACAAAAUGUAAUGUAGUUUCGUUAGUUGUCCUGAUCUGAAACUGCUGUAAUACCCAGCUGUGAUUUAUUAGUGACUGUCGGAACUGCAGCUGUUCUGCUGUAUUAUGUGCAUCCUUUAUACCCUCUACAAUGACAUUUUUGGGCUUGAAGGUUUGUCA